AUGGCCGAUGGAUCAGCAGUCAAAGAGCAUCUGAAGGCAGAUAAUUUCAAGGGAACACAUUUCAACAAACGAGAAAUCGUAGAGAACUUGUCCAGUAAACUCGUACAGCAAGCAAGAGCAAAUCCUCGUGAAUUCGAUCCAAAACCAUUUCUGCGCACAUUCGAGGUCGCUCUAGAUGAAUUGAAACGGGUUCGAAAGAACUUUCAACGUAAAAUCGAUGACUUGGAAGAUGAAGAAGCUAGUACUGAACGAACGAGAAGGAAGAAAAUGGCUGAGAUAUAUACUUCCUUUGAGAGUGUGUCGCAAGCUUAUGAAAUGCUAGAAGCUCAGAUUGGUGAAGUGGGAAAUACCGCCAUCAGAAUAGGCGAGCAAUUGGAGACCAUUGACAGGCAAAGGACGCGUGCUCUUGAAGCCAAAGAGCUCAUUGAAUUCUACAUGGAGUUCAAUACUGGACGUUCUGCCAAAUUGGAGCAAUUGUCGUCAUCUGGGCCAGAAGGAGAGCUAAAGUCGGCAAUUGUGUUGAGGAGGUUGAAUGCAAUUGCCAAAGAUGUUGAUAUACCAGGAACAGACAUGGCCCGAAUGCAUAUAGAACGCUUUUGUGAAGAUAUGGAAAAGAAGAUGCUGGACGUCUUUGACCGUGCUUACAAGAGCGGUGACAAGGCCACUAUGAAGCACUGUGCUCGAACCUUGUAUGAUUUCAAUGGAGGAGGAUCUAGUGUCCAGCUUUAUGUCAAUCAGCAUGACUUCUUCAUGAGUCGAUUACGACUUGGUGAUUCACUUCUGCCACCUGAAUCAUACUUUAACCUAUUGGCCAAAUCACCAUCACCACCACCUGCGGACCCACAGUUGGAAUGGCAAGUUAUUUCAACGGUAUUCCCGAAUGCUGCUUCUGUCAUGCAGAACUUUGUUCAACGUAUCUUUGCUCAAUCGAUCCAAAACUACGUUGAGAACUCGGUUGGAGCGGCUGAAGAGAAAUCGGAUCUAGCAUUUCUCAGAUGCUUGGCAUCAUGUCACAGUACAAUAUCAGCGCUCGUGACAGAUCUGAACAAAUUUGAUGCUACGACCAUUGCUUUAAAAUCAACCUCAGGACUAGUCUUGACGAAUAUCUUGGAAAGGUCUUUUGGAGACUUGUUUGUUCCUUAUACUGAAGGGACAAGAUAUAUUGAGCGAGAGUGUAGAUGUCUAGUGGCAUGCUUUGAUGAUGUGUUGGAGGCAUUCAAGAACUUCACGACAUCACGAAAAAGUCCAACAAGGAAACAGCACAAGCAGUCAUUGGCUACACCAGUAUUGGGAGCUCAAUCAGUAGCUCAGUUAUUAAAUAUUAGUGGGCUGGGCUCGUCUGACAAGACCGACGAUUCGGAAAUGGCUGAGGCUAGUACGCCAUCUACGGACACGACCCUCAAGUUGCUGGCUAUUCAUCUUGAGGGUAUUCAGAGGUGUAAAGAGCUCAGCACCCCUUCAGACAUGCCACGUCAUAUGAGAAUACUCUUUGACCACCUGGUUGAACAAGUUGGGAAACGAUAUCUUGAGAUGGCUAUUGACUUAUUCAUGGAGGAUUCCUUCCCUCAUGACUCAAAAAUGUCAAAUGAGCCAGAUUUGCGAAGUCUUGGUCUGGUUUUUGUAGCAAAUCAAGUCUUGCAGUUGUUUCAAUUGCACUUUCAGAAUUCUAUCCUUCCGGUGGUGAUGAAUUCUCCAGCCGUCCAUCGAGAUCUUGUGGUAGUAAAGAACGAGUACAUGGCCUCAGUGGAGUCAAGGCUGAAUUCUUUGUUGCAGAAGCAGAUUGAUGUUAUUGAACGUUGGAUUGAUAUCUUACUUGGGAGGCAGAAGAAGACUGACUUCAGGCCGAAGGACGAAUUAUCAGCUGCUAGUGUAGUCCAAGCAACUCAGCCAUGUCAGAUUGUGUGUGAUUUCCUUCGCAAGGUGUACUUCCAAGCUUCCAAAUGUCUGAAUCGUGAUAACUCGGACUUGUUUCUCGGAGAGAUUGGAAUAGAGCUCCAUCAGAUGUUGUUGGAGCACAUCAGGAAAUUUACGAUAAGUUCUUCUGGUGGUAUGGCACUAGCCAAGGAUUUGGCCCUGUAUCAGGAAACUAUUGCAACCUUUGGAGUCUCGGCACUAUCAGAACGAUUCAAUCUAUUGCGAGAGCUUGCUAAUGCUUACAUUGCCAAACCUGAAGCACUGAGAUCUGUCAUAUACGAAGGAGUGCUAGGUCGUAUUGAUCCAGUUCUGCUCGUGCCUUAUAUAUCAUUACGAGCUGACUGGGGCAAGAGGAUUGAAAAAGAUCUAUUUGUUCGAACACGUUGA
Synchytrium microbalum is the source of this 2301-nucleotide messenger RNA. RefSeq lists its product as uncharacterized. Gene Ontology annotation, biological process: exocytosis; Golgi to plasma membrane transport. The transcript is spliced from 21 exons. NCBI's taxonomy places the organism in Eukaryota, Fungi, Chytridiomycota, Chytridiomycetes, Synchytriales, Synchytriaceae. The coding region runs from base 1 to 2301 and encodes 766 amino acids. The record is from RefSeq and is a predicted model, not a curated record. Gene Ontology annotation, cellular component: exocyst; cytoplasm.